Messenger RNA from Westerdykella ornata, 1698 nucleotides. RefSeq lists its product as uncharacterized. Gene Ontology annotation, cellular component: piccolo histone acetyltransferase complex. The record is from RefSeq and is a predicted model, not a curated record. The transcript has 3 exons. The coding region runs from base 1 to 1698 and encodes 565 amino acids. Gene Ontology annotation, biological process: regulation of transcription by RNA polymerase II. NCBI's taxonomy places the organism in Eukaryota, Fungi, Ascomycota, Dothideomycetes, Pleosporales, Sporormiaceae.
AUGGCGCAGCGCGUCACCGGCCAGCGCUUUCGCCAGCGCAAGCUGUCGACCAAGCAGAACCUGCCCGUCAUCUACGAGAAUGAGCUCGAUGUCUCUCCCGACGACGACGGCACCCGCCAUAUCCCCAAGGUCGAAACCGGCGUCGAAAAGGGAGAGGAAGUCGCUGUCAUUUCCGCUGCUCAAGCAGCUGCCCAAGGCCAGAGCAAGGUCCCCCAGCUGUACAUUCCUACCCCCGAGGCCGUCGCCAGUAGGUUGCGAUAUGAGGACCUCUACCCGAAGCGCUUCAAACAGCCCACCACUUAUAUCCGCUUCUCCUCCACCGUAGAGGAUAUGAUAGGAUGCCCUUACUGCAUGACAAGUGAUGAUGUUGCCUUUCUCACGUCGUACAACCAGAGGAAGGGCAAGGCCACGCAGUGUUCCGAAGACGAGUUCGAGGAGGUCAUGAACUUCUUCGAGGAGGCGUCUCACAGAAAGCAGCCUUACGCCAGCGUCGAUAACACUCCAUUGUUGCCGUAUGAGGAGUUGGAGGCCGAGUUUGACGAGACCAUCAGUGACUCCGCGAGGCGAUUUGCGCGUGAUAUUUAUCCCCACUGGAAGAACCAGCGGCUGCUCAAAGGGGGCCGUCCAUUGAUUGCGUCGUUGAAGUUCGAGACGAAUCUCGAGACGGACGACUCAGACCCCUAUGUUUGUUUCCGUAGGCGCGAGGUCAGGCAGGUCCGGAAGACGCGCGGUCGAGAUGCGCAGGUGACGGAGAAGCUGAAGAAGUUGAGAAAGGAGCUAGAGGAGGCUCGCUUCAUCAUGGCUCAGGUCCGGCGGCGGGAGCUGCUCCUUCGGGAUCAGCUUGCAAUCGAGAAGCAAAUUUUCGAGCAGCGAACCGCCGUCAAGGAGAUCAAACGGAAGCUCGGCAUCAAAGAGAACGACGAGGAGCUCCUUAUCAACCAAAAGCCCACUCCGAAACCCAAGCCCAGAACUUCUCUUGACAUGCCCAAGCAGAUACCGGGAAGGCCUCCGAUCCCGACUCGCAACCUCAUGGAAACGGAUCUCGUCUAUAUCGAAGAUCAGUUAGCCAGAAGAUCCGAGGCCAUCGAGAACUUCAUCGAGGAUAACCUGACCAAACACCAGAAAUGGAACCAGGGUUGGAUUGAUGAAACCUGGCGACCAAUCACACCCCCGUUGGAGCCGGAGAGGGCCAAGUCUGACUUCCGCGCCGUGUCUACGAGGACUCAGUUGCUCACUCCCCCCGCAUCAGAGGAGGACGAGGGCGCAGGAGGUACCAUGGAAACAGACCAGGCGGACAGGCAGGUUGAGCUGCGGCGGAGUGCACGUAUCCAGUAUUCUCCACCCCCGGAAGACGUUCCCCAUCGAGAUCAGACCCGAUUCCGACGUCGUAUAGGUCGAGGUGGCAGAACCAUGGUGGACCGUCGAGGUAUCAAGCGCCAGAAGCUUGAUUCCAUCGAUGAAAGAGUCGCCGACCGAUAUAAGUAUUGCGGGGACGAUAGCGAGGAUGAGCAGGUAUAUCUCGUCGACUGGACCGACAAUCUGAACAUCAGGUAUAGAAUCAUGAUUGAUCGGCAAGCCGACAAGCAGGCGGCUCAUGCCCAGGCUGCUCAGUACGCAGCGGCCCAGAAUCGGCGUGCGAUCGAAACCCAUCAUCGCUCUGCUUCUGGCCAUCUUCAACCGCCACCCAAUGCCGCAUAA